UCAACCUCUACACUCAUCCUUCGUCUGCUCAAACAUGAAGACUGUGGUGAUUCUUCUGCUGUUGCUGAACGUCGCGAUACACAGCGAGGCACUGAAAUGUUACACCUGCGUCGCGACCAAUCAGGAGGAGUGUAACCGACAAGGCUUGACUGUAUGUCCUGCUAACUCAGACGCCUGCGCCACCAUCACAGGAGCCAACUCAGUGAUGAAGUCAUGCUCCUUUAAAUCGUUCUGUGAUAAAUCCCACAUGAGUAAUGGAGGAAUGAAGCUGGAGUGCUGCUUUGGUGAUGAGUGUAACGGGCCGCACCGCGCUCAUAGUCACGGAGAACAUGGCAACGGCGCCGCGGCUCCGGGUUCCAGCCUGAACCUCCUCCUGGGAGCGCUGAUGAUCCGAGCUGUUGUCAGUUUUGUGUAAAAUUUUAUUUAUGCCAAAAGUAAACACUAUAGGACAUAUUUUUAGUAUUGGAGCAUGAGCUUUUAAAAUCUUAACAAUGUUCAUAGUGAGCGUACACUAACAGAAGCAAGUUUUGGACACGCCUACCCUUCAAUGGGACUAUUUUCUAAUAUUUUAAAGCAAUGAUGGAGAUAUUAACUCUAUGAAAUAAUAAAUAUGGUGACCGUCAUUGACCAAUAUUGUUCACCAAAAUAAUUUUUUAUAAUUUAUACUCUUUAUAGUUUUCCUGCUGAAACAAUAUUAUUUUGACGAAAAGCAAAAGCUCUUUUAAUACAGUAAUACAUGUAUAAACCAAUCUCAACUUUACUAAUGAUAUUGUUUUCUGUAAUUCUAUGUAGUUUCAAAAUGUCUUAUUACUGGUGCGUCCAAAUUUCAACUGGUAUUGUACAUUGCUUUGUGUGUGUGUGUAUUAAUGGAAAAAGUUUGUAUCAGUUACAUUUUCAUCACUUGUUAGUUGUAAAAGCCUCAAAUGUCAAGUAAAAAAAAUUUAGCAAUCUAAUUUACAGAAUAAAUGAAUGUAAAAUUUCCAUUUGGCUAUCUGUUUUACACUGUGUGCUUGAACAGUCCAGACUUCAUCAUUAAGGUCUAACGAGGCUUAAAAUGUUGUAGAUUCAUUUGCAUAGCUAGUAGAGCUUAAUAGAGCUUUUAUUAAGCAUAAAGCUACUAAAAAUGUGUUACUGAAUGUUCGCAGUUGGUGAUAUACAGUAUAUAGACUCUAAUGGAUGGCUUAAUA
Molecule: messenger RNA, 1187 nt
Organism: Clarias gariepinus (North African catfish)
Lineage: Eukaryota; Metazoa; Chordata; Actinopteri; Siluriformes; Clariidae
Product: CD59 glycoprotein
Exons: 3
Coding region: 35-415 (126 amino acids)
Source: RefSeq, a predicted model, not a curated record